AUGCCUCCUCGCAAGAGGCAAAAGACAGGUAGACAAGGUGCCGAUGCUCUGUCGUCAGGGGCGUCGGCUCCCGUUGUCGCCACCGCCUUUGAUGACAUCCCCAAGAUCAUGAGGCAAGCUUUGACCAUUUUGGAUGAUGUCCACGAGCUUCGCCAUUACAGUUCAGAGACUGUGCAUUUGGAGCCCAAAUCUUUGUUGAAGCCUGUGGAUGGGGCAUUCCCUUGGCCGAUUUGUUCCGGCGGGACGUUCAAAGACAUUGCUCAAAGGGCUUGGGCUGAUCCAGAGCGCUUGAUAGAGAUGAGCGCCUGCUUUUGCCACAAAGCUGGCCUGGUGGAGUCAGCUGACAAGGAAGAAUUUGUCCAACAGUUCUGUAAGCUGGAUGUAUGGCCUCCUGAAAAAGGUGAAUCCUUCAUGACUUCCGUCCUGUCCUGGAACUUCAGCGAUGCGGCCUUUUGGAGAGGCCGAUCUGUGGCCAUGUCUGAAGUUGUCACCUUCGCCAGAAGCAUUGCUUCAUCACGCUUCCGCGAGGGUGAGACCGUGACCUUACGACUUCCUUGCGCCCCUCUUCGGCCUGUCAACUUGGCAGUUGGCUCGCUUUACUUCAGCGAUGGCUCUCAGAAGACAUUGGGCGCCUUCCUUGUUUGGAUUUGCCUGAUGUUGGCGACUCAGCUGCCUGAUUUUGAGGACAGCGACUAUGAGAACCCUUCCUUCUUGGCUUUGGUGGGGUCCUUGCUACGAAUCAGAAGUGUGCAAAAGUCUACGGUGGGCGCUGGUGACGAGAUAGACAACACCAUCGCUCGCAUCGUGAAACAAAAUGUCGACAGCAAAGUUCAAGCUGUUUCGAGUUUGACUUGGGCCAGCAUCCUUGCGAGCAUGGGCGAAGGUGUGAGUCUAGACACCUUGAUUGCUCGAUACAACAACCACCCUGAGGUGAAGGCCUUCGAGAACCAGCAAGCGACUGGAAGCAUCUCUUUGGACGGUCGAAAGAGACAGGCCGUCAAAAACUAUUUGGAGAAGACCGCGGCCCCAGCUUUCGGGGUCCUUCUGAAAAGCACCCAUGACAUUUGCUGGGCGCUUGGCCCUUUUGGCGAGUCGUUUGGGUCCUACACGCACAUGUUCCUUGGCAGCUGCGCCAAUUUGGAGUCUUCGCAGCCCAAUGAAGAUGAGAUGCCUGGUCCAUUGCAGAACGAGCCCUCAAUAAGCUUGAAUUGGAGCCUCCCCCUCACCGAGUUCGGCCAAGAGCUGCUGUUCCAAAGGAUUGUGAACAUGUUCGAGCGAACCACCUCCAUGAUCGCCGUUCCCCAGAAGAAGCGGUACAGACUCAGCGGCGAUGACCUGUUCCGUGUCAGGAAUAUGGUGUGCCUGUUCGAUCAAAUCUACCCCCACCUUGGUGCUCGCAUUGGUCUUGACGCCGCUAACAAAUGGCUCGAAGAUAUCCGCUCUGGGACGCAUCGAGAUGCUGACCUCAUGUCCUUGCUGCACAUGAGGCCACCCAUUUUUGCAAUGAGUAUGUUGCCCUCAGAGCAGGAGCAAUCCAAGCGAUCCUUGGAGGAGCUGGAGAUCAAGAAGUGUGAGGAUAAGGAAUCUCAGAAAGCAGAGGUGACUGCAGCGCAGUGGGCCUUUUUCAAAGGAGCGCUUAGCAGAGAUCAAUCAAAGCUUGACAGUGUCCAGCAGGCUCCUCGCAAUGUGCGCCUCCGGCUUCAUGCCAAGCAAGUGGCGCAUCGAUCUCGCCUCGUUGCAGAAGGUGAAGCUGCUUGCAGAGGCUACCAGGAGAGCUUCUUGAAGGUGAUUGCGUUGGAGAAGAUGGAUUUGCUGGGAAGCGAGAUCAGCAAAUACAAGAGCCAGAUCGCUGAUGCCAUGCAGGUUGGCGUCGACUCCAUUCACUGCCUGGGCCUUUGCGACUACAACGCCCCCCGGAGCACGCCAGAACACCAAAGCCGAGACUCGUCGAUUCGGGGAUUGUAUGACGAGGAGAGGGUGAUCAUGGAAGCGUUGUUCUCGCAGCAGCAGUCCGUGGAGUGCCGCUUCAUUGACCUUUUCACUCGCGAAAAGAAGUCUGAAAACAAGACCAAUAUGAGGAGAUUCGCUGCUGGGCGAGUAGUUGUGCACGGUGACACCCUGGACAGCAAUUUUUGGCUAUCUUCUGAGCUUGCGGUGUGCGGCAGACCUGUCGGCCGUGCUGAAGGAGAACAAGGUGCUCCGACGAGCAUCCUUCCUCGUGCAAGUGCCCUUCUGCUUCCCGAAGCUGGAAGUCCGGACCAAGAUCUAAAGCUGGCAGAAAGGACCCGGCCGUCGCCGGAACAGACCAGCGCGCAGAAAGGCACUGCGCGGCUCGAGCUCUUGAUCGAGAGCGCCUUCCGUCACACCAGGAUCACCGGCCCGACGAUUUUGGUGAACUUGACUGGCUAUGUCGAGGAAGCUGCUGCUGCUGUUUUGAACCUGCGAAUCAAAGGCAAAUUGGCUGGUGAUGGAGGAACCAAGAUCGCGAUCCAUCCUGACCAAGUAAAGCAGUGGACAAGUUCGGGCGCUGCGCUGGAAGCUGAGUUCAAGAAGUUGGAGGCCAACCACAUUGAAAAAUACCAGAACUGCUUGGCUUCUGUGAUUACCGCGCAGGCUCAGAGUAGCUCUUCGCUUCCGACAGCAGCUGGGGCUGUGGUGGCUGCUGACGACGAGAACAACGAGGAUGAUCCCCCUCCGGCAUCGCCGGCCCCUGUGACCCAAGAUUCUGAGUUCGCUUCAUUGGAGAAACUUCGCGAAUCUGAUGCCGUGGAGGUCAAGUGUGCUUCAGAGGUCGCAGGAGUGGACUUGAUCAAGACGGCUUCUGGAAAGAUUUGGCUUCUUUCAGAGAAAGAUCGAGUUGUGCCACGAUUUUCUCAAAUUGGAGGCUACGGGACUGGGAAGUACGUUCCCACCAGUGAAGCCGGUGAUGGUGUAGCGCUGGAAUGGCCAGAGAAGGACAAGACAUUGGUCCAAGUCGAUCAGAGCUCCGUGACCCCUGAGAGCAACCAGAUUCAAGUCAUGUCACUGUACCGGUUUUUGGUGCAGCUAGAACGGACCAAGAAAUUGUCGGUCUACCAGCUGAGCUACAGUGAAUGCACCCGGAAGCCCACAAACACAGCUUCGGGAAACAGCGAUGGAUUUGAGAUCACAUUGAAGGACGCUCAGAAGUACAAGUCGCUGGCUGGAGCAGACAGGACUGUGACAGCCAAGUCCUUCUUUGCUGCCAUCAUGGCCAAGGUGGACCAGUCAGCCUUCAUCGGCAAAAUUUUCCGUUGGAGGUUUGAGCGCGUGCACGCAGUGUGCAAGGUGCAGAAGCCUUACGUGAUCUUGAGGUCAGCCUUGCAGUUGAAAGCCGGUCGUCCUUUUCAGAUUGCCUAG
This is a messenger RNA of Durusdinium trenchii, 3378 nucleotides long. NCBI's taxonomy places the organism in Eukaryota, Dinophyceae, Suessiales, Symbiodiniaceae. The record is from the annotation of a GenBank genome assembly.